GCGAUUCAUUGGUUUAUGAUCUAUCUUUCCGUGCGUCUGACAUGUAUCUUCGCGAGGCGACAAACUUACUUGAUUUUUAUCAAUAUUUCCGAACCGUAUCACGUCGAAUGUACUUCCCGGGUCAUUGAGCUGGACCGUUCGUCCUGUCGAGCAAUUGUAUUAGUUAAAAAGUGCUCCGGAAUCGUGAUGUUCCGAUGGUGAAAAAAAUGACUUUAGAUUCAUGGUGUGUGCGUUCCACCAGAAGGGGAGGGGAGAGGAAGAGAGAUGUGUCGGUGGUGGACGAAUUACUACAAUUUGCUUAAUAGCUAAUAGACUCAAUUUGAUUUCGUUGUUUUCUUUUUAAUUUAUCGCGGCGCAUCGACUUUCACGGUCGUUACACACGGUGUGCCCUAGUGCCACCGCAUUUGCGAAACGUACACGCGGCGAUGGUACGGAUCGCGUACGAAUAACCCAAAUGCGAGGGUUGAGCGCGAAUCCCGGACCUUGCGCACCGAAAUCCGGCGCUUUAGUCACGUCGCGAACACCGUGCGUUUAGACUUGAAAAUUUUCUGGUAUGCUUUUACGAAUCAUUCACGAUGUCCGCGUGUGUGAUGAUACUGCCAUAUCUCAUCCUAGGAUUGUUAGGACCUACAUUCGGACACGAUGUCAAGGGUUCCUCAGUAUGUGAGUUUUACAAUGAGACUAUGUGUACAGAAUCCCAACAAGAAUGUUCAGGAAAAGAGGAGUGUGGGCCACAUGACCCAGGCAAAAGAAAUCACUGUUACGUCUUGUGGCAAAUUGAUAAUGCUACGAAGAAGUCUAUCAUUAAAUUAAAGGGAUGUUUCCUGGAUAGCAAUGACUGCUACGACAGGCCACAUUGCAUUGAGAACAGUGCAGAAAGGAAAAAGGAAUUAUUUUUCUGUUGCUGCGAUGGCAAUAUGUGCAAUCAAAAUUUCACAUGGGAGCCUCACCCAACUUCUUCUUCUAAACCUAUACAACCUUCUGUUAUUCAUGAAUUAGAACCAGUUCCAAACACAGAGCAACAAAUAAUCACCCUCGUAUUGUCAAUAUCGAUACCUAUACUCUUACUUGCUAUCAUUGUACCAUUUCUAUACUGGUGUUACCGACGACGAAAGUCGGGAUAUUUCAACGAGGUACCAACGUUGGAGCCUUUGCCGUUGCCACAGCCAUCCCCUAAUUUGGGAUUACGUCCCAUACAGUUGCUCGAAAUAAAAGCUCGUGGCCGUUUCGGAGCUGUUUGGAAAGCGCAGCUAAAGAAUGAAAUCGUUGCCGUAAAAGUAUUCCCGAUACAAGACAAACAGUCUUGGCAGACAGAACAGGAGAUAUUCAAACUCGCGCAUAUGGAUCACGAGGAUAUAUUGCGGUUUAUAGGCGUUGAGAAAAGGGGAGAUAAUUUACAAACCGAAUUCUGGUUAAUCACCGCGUACCACGAAAAGGGUUCGUUGUGCGACUAUUUGAAGGCAAAUGUUGUAACAUGGCCCGAGAUGUGUAGAAUAGCAGAGUCCAUGGCAAGAGGCUUGAUGCACUUGCACGAAGAAAUUCCAGCCAAUAAGGUCCACGGGUAUAAACCUGCUGUGGCUCAUAGAGAUUUUAAGUCGAAGAACGUUUUACUUAAAGCCGAUAUGAGUGCCUGUAUAGCCGAUUUUGGUCUAGCGCUAAUAUUUCAUCCCGGGAAGCCUUGCGGAGAUACUCACGGACAGGUUGGAACAAGAAGGUACAUGGCUCCAGAAGUUUUGGAGGGAGCGAUUAAUUUUACAAGAGACUCGUUUUUACGAAUCGAUAUGUAUGCUUGCGGUCUGGUGCUUUGGGAAUUGGCAUCGAGAUGCACUGUGCAAGACGGACCGAUUGGCGAGUAUAGAUUACCAUUUGAGGAUGAAGUGGGUUUACAUCCUACUUUAGAAGACAUGCAAGAAAGUGUUGUGCACAAAAAGGAGAGGCCAAUCAUUCUGGAAACGUGGCGAAAACAUCCUGGACUUCAAUCAAUUUGUGAUACAAUGGAAGAAUGUUGGGAUCACGAUGCCGAAGCGCGUCUCUCAGCUUCUUGUGUAAUGGAAAGAGUUGCUACAUUGAGUAGGACGCUUGUUUUAAAUUCGUCGACGUUGAUACGAGUUGAUAAUACCAACGAGACUAUCACCACUAAGGAAUCUAGUAUGUAGUUAAUCUACGUGUAUUAUAGCUUUAGUUAAAUUGCACAACCAUUUUUCUGUAUCAUAUUUUUCACGCGUACAUCAAUGAGGAACGGCAACUAACGUAUCGCGUACCAUUGUGUCAUAACUAUUUACAUAAAUCAUUAAUACCGCUUAUAUUUUAUAAUUAACUUAGUUCGUUAUGUGUUCGAUCAAUCGAAUUUUGUAUAAACCUUAACUAAAACGCAAUUAACAAAUGCUUAUCUAUAUGUACAGUAUUAAUGACGAAGACGUGAAUAUGGGAAUUUUUUUAUUUCUUUCUCGCAUCACUAAGGAUAAUAUGUAAAUUUUUCUUUCUUUGAAUAGUUGCGUUCCUCAUUGACGUCAGCGAUCGUGCAGCGAUUAUUCAACAUAACAAAAUGAAUGAAAUACUAGCCAAAUGAAUAUUCAAUGGAUAAUUUUUAUCUACGAAGUCGUAUCAUAUGUGAAUUGUUACAAAGAAGAUGACUCAACAAUUUUAUACAAACGUACCUGGUAGAGACAGUCGAGUUAACUGAUUGGAAGCUAUGAGGAAUUUAUUAGAACCUUCUUGCACGGAUUAUACAAGCUACUGUAAUUAUUUUGCAUUUGUACGACAUAAAAUAUUUAAGGCGAUCGGUUUAUUUUACAGCGACUUUCGAAGUCUUACAUUCACCUAGCUUUGAAAUAAGUAUUGCAUCCUGUGUACACGGGACCUCAAACGAUUUUGAGGUUGGCGCCAUUUAUCGUUCCGACCGCGAAUGCUAGAUGGCGCCACGUACAACCUCAAAAUCGCUUGAGGUAUGUGUACAUAAUAGUGGACGUGUGAUCAUUACGUUAUUUAUAUGUUGAAAAUAUUUAAUAAAACCCGGUGCAUCUUGUCUAAACCAGUUCUCCGCAAUGUGUACAGACUGCAGUUACAUAGUUAAGUGUUUCAGUAUUUAACAUCGCGACCCCUACGUCUUAUAUUUGUAUUGUCUAUAAAAUGUCUUUCCGGUUUUUAGUUGUCAUUUCAGUGUUCCGCUAUUGAGCCAUCAAAGACUGAAUUAGUUGUUUAAAAAAGGUAAUUUGUAACCGACAACUAUUGAAUUGUUUCUAGGAGAACGAUGGUUAUUCGAGAUGCACGCUCUGAUUUAUACGUAAUAUUUUACUUAAAUAAUGUCUCGUUUUAUACAAAAAUUCCUUUCACUUGCUCUGACGUCGAAUCUAUAAUGAUUUCCGUUCUUAAACAAUUGAAUCCUUUGAACUCGAUAAAAAUUAGUUUCGAUUAGUAACAUAAAACUGUGAUAAUAAGUACGUGGAUUAAGUAUCGCGGCGAUAUUCAAGGCCUAAUCAGAAUUGCAUGAUUUGCCUUAUGCCAUCGUUCAGAAACAUAAUUUUGCAGAGCAAGUGGAGGGUCGAGUAAAUUUAGUAUUUUGUUACCAACGAUCGGGCUUUUUAGCAGUGCCAAAAGGGUAAUGAAUACGCAUACACUGCGACAUUGGUGAACAAUUCGCUAGCCAAAUUUCCUCUGACGAUGAAUUGUCCACCAGUGCGUUACAGCUUCAUCUUUGUAUAUUAAGUUCUCGGUACAUAUGUAAGACAUGCUGAGAUCGGUGACGCGUACCUAUUAAUCAUUAACAUACGAUGUUAUUGAAUGGAUGGAAAAUUAACUCAUAAUUGAUCGUACAUAGUAUUAUUUUUAUUUAAUGAAAAACAAAGAAUAUUAUCUAUGAUAUUCAUCUUCGCAAUGCAAUACGAUUAAAUAUAGUAAUGUUAAGCGAUCUAAUUACUCAAAGGACAGAGUUUAUUUAACAGUUACACCUAUCGUAUGUGUAAAUAUAUUGAAAAUCGAUUGUGGGUUAAUUGGAAACAUUAGGAUUUAACGAGUUUUGUCGACUUUUACAUAUCGGGAACCGGUUAUCUGUGUUCACAGAUAAAUUUGUUUAUUUCGUGUAACGCCGCGAGUUUCGUUUAUAAAUAACGUGUAAUAAGAAAAUAUUCUAAUCUUAUCAUUGGCGAUUGUUGUGUAAUUACGUGGGUUCGGCGACCUCCCCUCGUGUAAAAAGAGCAGCUGGCAAGCGAUGCAUUUGACAGUGAGACCAGUCUGGUUCGCGUAAGACUGAAACGUGAAUAUAGAACGAUAGUUUACAAUACUUAAACGAAAUAAAAGGUGAACGUUCGCAAUCCCCCCCUCCCCCCGGGCUGUUACAGUUACAGCAUACAUUGAUUUUAACAGAGUGCAAUGUUGAGGUAAUAUUUUCGAACAUCUUGUACAUAGAUAGACAUACAAAUCUAGGCAUAUACAUACGACCUAUCAUGUUACAUUGCUUGUCUCUUAUUAAAUCAUAUCCCAUAAAUAUUAUAUACGGAGGUUAGGUUUUAAUAUUGACAGUACCAUAAUGGCAUUCCAAUUCCAGUCACCUAUAAUAUAUUGUAUAUUAAUGUAAAUCAAUAUUGUCAUUUCUGACUUUUAGAGUAUAGAAAAUUCUUAUCGACAGGCUGCGGAUUUUUAUCCAAAACAUUUGUCAAGUCAAUUUAUAAUUUGGAAAUCUGGAUUCAAAGCUAUAUUAUUGUUCGAAAAUAUUGAUGUACGUUAUA
Messenger RNA from Ceratina calcarata, 4724 nucleotides. It is a transcript of the gene put, whose product is annotated as activin A receptor type 2 punt. The transcript has 9 exons. The coding region runs from base 576 to 2156 and encodes 526 amino acids. The record is from RefSeq and is a predicted model, not a curated record. Gene Ontology annotation, biological process: activin receptor signaling pathway; cellular response to growth factor stimulus; protein phosphorylation. Lineage: Eukaryota; Metazoa; Arthropoda; Insecta; Hymenoptera; Apidae. Gene Ontology annotation, cellular component: plasma membrane; activin receptor complex. Gene Ontology annotation, molecular function: ATP binding; metal ion binding; activin binding.